GCUGCUCUGCUCUGUGCCAAAGAAAAUGUAUUUUGCUGUUGUGUUGUGUUUGUUUAUAAAACCGAGUUUGGUGUAUGUGGAGAAAUAUAAGAAGUUUUAGUUUUUGUUAAAAAAUUUAAAUGCGACCUUCAUGAAUGACCUUCAAACAACAAUUCGUCGAUAGGACAAUAUACGCAUGCGUAAAUUAAUGUCAAAUUGUGUUUGGCGCGCUGAUAAGGUGUUGUUCUGUUCACGAUCACUUGAUCGCGAUGUUACUAUUUUUUUAGUCGCGCAUCAGAUAACAUACAUUUCUCACGUUCUUUAAAUCUAUUGUCGUCACAUUACUUACUUUUAAGAUGUCGAAUGAAAAAAUGGAUGUAGACAAACAAAUGGCACGACAAAAUGGCAUUGUGCAACCUUUAUUAACUGACCUUUAUCAAAUAACUAUGGCUUAUGCAUAUUGGAAAUCUGGAAAAGUAAAUGAUGUUGCUGUUUUUGAUUUAUUCUUUCGGAACAAUCCUUUUCAAGGAGAAUUUACAAUUUUUGCUGGAUUGGAGGAGUGUUUAAAAUUUUUACAAAAUUUUCAUUACUCUGACAGUGAUAUCGAGUACUUAAGACAAACUUUGCCUGGUAACAUUGAACUUGAAUUUUUUGCAUAUUUAAAAGAUUUGACAUGCAAAGACAUAAAACUCAGUGCUAUAGAAGAGGGAUCAGUUGUCUUCCCAAGAGUUCCUCUUCUAAGGAUAGAAGGACCUUUAAUAAUUACACAGUUAUUGGAAACCACUCUACUGACCUUAGUAAAUUUUGCAAGUUUAAUGGCUACAAACGCUGCUAGAUACCGUAUGGUAGCUGGGAAACAUGUAUCUCUAUUGGAAUUUGGAUUGCGGAGAGCGCAAGGACCUGACGGGGGACUCUCCGCUUCAAAGUACGCAUAUAUUGGUGGUUUCGAUGGGACGAGCAAUGUACUCGCUGGCAAAAUGUUCAAUAUACCAGUGAGGGGGACGCACGCUCAUUCGUUCGUGACGUCAUUCAGCACGCUGGCGGACCUGUCCGCGGUGACACUCGCACACGCGCACACGCACGAACCACGGGACCUGCUUUCAUUGGCUACUGACUGGCGCCAGAGAGUUUCGUCCAUCAUAGAUAUAUCGCCCGAAGAAGCCAGUGAUGGAGAACUUGCUGCGCUCAUAUCAUAUGCCAUAGCUUUCCCGUCAGGUUUCUUGGCCUUAGUGGAUACGUACGAUGUCAAGAGGUAUAAUUUUCAAGGCUUACCCACACGACACAGCGAGCAUUUGAAUGGGCAUUCUGGCUACAAUAGCAACUGUGGAACCAAUGGUCCUAGAAUACAAAAAUCACCGGUACAUAGUACAUAUGGAUAUAGCACGGUCGAACGCACACUGAGGAGUGGGUUGUUGAACUUCUGUGCCGUUGCCCUUGCGUUGAACGACUGCGGGUACCGGGCGGUAGGCAUUCGAAUUGACAGCGGAGAUUUAGCAUACUUAUCAGUACUAGCCAGGGAGACCUUCGAACAAAUUGCUGAGGCUUUUAACCUGCCCUGGUUCGCUAAAUUGACGAUCGUGGCCUCAAAUGACAUCAACGAGGAAACCAUUCUCAGUCUUAAUGAACAGGGCCACAAGAUCGACAGUUUCGGCAUUGGAACACAUUUAGUCACGUGUCAAAGGCAACCAGCCUUAGGCUGCGUCUACAAAUUGGUGGAGAUAAACAGCCAGCCGCGGAUCAAACUGAGUCAAGAUGUCGGCAAAGUCACUAUCCCUGGUCACAAAGAGGCUUAUAGAUUGUUCGGCGCUGAUGGCCAUGCACUUAUUGAUUUGUUGCAACGAUCGUCCGAGCCGCCACCUGCUGUAGGUCAGAAAGUGUUAUGCCGACAUCCUUUCCAGGAAUCGAAGAGGGCUUACGUUAUCCCAAGUAAAGUGGAACAUUUGUAUAAGGUUUACUGGAAUGACGGCCGGAUUUGCGUACAUCCAAAACCAUUACUGGAAGUAAGAGAAAGAGUGCAAUCGUCUCUUCGCACUUUACGACAAGACAUCAAGAGGAAUUUGAAUCCUACGCCAUACAAGGUGGCUGUUAGUGACGAUCUUUACAAUUUCAUUCAUGACCUAUGGCUACAAAAUGCUCCGAUUGGUGAGCUUUCGUGAGUGUUUCUCGGUGUUUCUCAACCUGGUUUAGUUCUGGUAUGGAAUGGAGCUUUAUUCAUUAAGAUAGAUAUAAAUAAAAAGAUGAGAAUACAUUUUUAGGGCUAGUUCUCGCUUUCACCAUAAAAUUUUUCAAGUAUUAGUGCACAUUAAAAGGAAAAUAUAAUUAUAAAUAUAUGCAGCUUUCAUAUAUUCUUACUUCUUUCUUAAUGUGUCCUACCGCUAAAUAUAUUUUACUCUAAUGGCCCAUGUUGCUAACUGUGAGGACUUAGUAAUUAAUUUAAAGGAAAUCGUAAUAAUUAUGCUUUGGUAGAAAACAUUAAAAAAGUGGUGAUAUUAUUGCUCACAACACAAAUAUUGUUGUAAAUACUAAAUAAUGUUUAUGAAUAGAACAUUACGAAAGUAGGAGUUCCUUAUUUAUUAAGAUUACUGAAAUCAAGUGUAUUCAAUCAUUCACCAAUGAUGCCAGUUUUAUUAUACUAGUCAAGAGAUACAAUGUUUUUAAUUUAUUAGGUUAUUAAUUUAGUAUUGUUUUUUAACUAAACAGCAUUCCUUAACUACUUCGAAUAGAAGGAGAGUGACCAAAGCAGCAAUAAGAGAUAUAUUACAGCAGCAUAAAGGGCAAUGUAUCUGACAAGAAUUAAAAAAUAUACUAGUGCAAUUUAAAAAAAGUUAAGUAAUGCGAAAAACGUAAACAAUGAAAUCUAUUCCUCUCCGGGAUAUUUAUUCAGCAGUAUCGUCUAGAUCGGUAAAAAACGGUUUUUGUUUACCCUCUAAAAUAUAUUUCCCUCUUAUCUUUUUUCAAAUACAUGCUCUUUUAUGAGGCUCUCGAUUAGCCUUCAUAUAGAUCCUAGAUGUAGAUUUAAGCUAAUUAUACUCGUAAGUAUCCAUAUUAUUUACUCAGACUCUAUCCUGUUGAUUAUAAAGAGAGAUAAUUGCAAUGCAUUGUACAAAUAAUUAUGUAUUUAUAGUUCUACAUACAGUAGCGCAUUUAGUUUUUUUGGAAGAGUUUUGAUAUUGCAAAUAUAAAAUCUAUUGUUUGGACUAUUGACUUUAUUCUAUGUCAUUAUAAUGUUAUUAAACAGUCCAUUUUAUAUGUGGUUACACAUAAUAUAUGUUAUAAUUUUAUAUUAUGUUUAUUUAAGGUUACAUAUAUUAGAUUGUUGACAAGGUUCGUUUUAACACAAUGAAAAAAUAUAUUUUUAAAAGUACAUAUUAUAUGAGCAAAUAUUUUCAAAAAUAGUUUUUAAACUGGGUAAAAUUAAAAAGUGUUAUGGUUUAUCUGUCAAAACUAGUAGUUUAUCCAAAACCAUAUAUUUAUCUCGUGUGCAGCAAAUUGAAUUAUGUUGGUAAUUAGCCAAUACUAACAAUCAGAGAGAAAUUCUUUUCGCUACUUUUAUAUAAACAGCGUCAAUAAAAGUAUGCAUGAGUAUGCUAACUUGUGUGUCAACUUACUAGAAUUGUCAUAAAAACGACGGUACAAACAAUAGUAUCAGCUCAGCUCAGUUACCGCCUGCAUUGCCAUCGCGUUACCAGGUCACAUACAAAUUCGCGUUUACAUGCUCGACUCGUUUGAUCGAGUAAAAUUCGGACUAAUCCCUCGGAUGACAGUGUUACGAAUUUUUAGAUCAGGUCACAUGUCCUGACUCUUGACGCAAGUUAAAAAACCCAUAAAAAAAAUUCACAACGCCGAAAAAAAAAUUUCACUGCAAAAAUAUGAAAUGUAAGUGUAUGCAAUGCAAACUUUUUAUCGAAGUUGUUUGUGUGUACAGUAAAACCAAUCUUUACGCAUUUAGUACAAAGCUGUUAUUUAAAUGACACUUCUGUUGUAUUUGUUUAAAUGGUUAAGUUAAAACCUGAAUGUUAAUUGGAUACAUGGAAAAACAGGGUUCAAUUUCAUUAUCCAUCGAAAUAUGUUAUAGUAAGUAGUAGUGAUAAUGGCAUAGUACACUAGAACCCUAGAACAAAUAAGUUUAUCUGGCUGGUUUAUUUAUUCUUUUUCUGUAGUUAUAGCCACCGUGGUCGUAUUGAGGGUUGAGAAAUAUAAUGAAUCGCUUCAAAUGCAAUACAACACAAUGUUUUCUGGAUUCAUAAAUGUUAUUUCAUUUAUAAAAAAUAAAUCAAUAUUUACAUGAAUAAUGUCACAUUCUAGAAUGUUUUUCUGAUAUGAUUAUUUUUUAUCAUGUAUGAUAGUGGCACCCAAUAAUAAUAAAGUAUAAUUUAUUUAUAUGCUUGAUUAAAAUUACUAUUUCAUAAUUCGUGAUACACAGCUUUAUCAAUGGGCGGAGCACAGGCUUAAACGGGAUGUGAAUGUAGGCAGCAGUAUAAGGUUUUUAUGAAGACGUUGAAGUAGGCCUGUAGAGAUACUUGAGAUGGUUAUGUGCCUUUGAUUAAACGAACAUAAACUUAGUUAUUUACGUCGCACAGUUUAGGUAGUUAUUAUUUAUCUAUAGAAACAUUUUAUUUAGGAAUAUUAAUAUAUACAGUACUUUUUUUAAA
This is a messenger RNA of Amyelois transitella, 4631 nucleotides long. It is a transcript of the gene Naprt, whose product is annotated as nicotinate phosphoribosyltransferase. Bases 336 to 2135 code for a protein of 599 amino acids. Gene Ontology annotation, molecular function: nicotinate phosphoribosyltransferase activity. Gene Ontology annotation, biological process: NAD+ biosynthetic process. Lineage: Eukaryota; Metazoa; Arthropoda; Insecta; Lepidoptera; Pyralidae. The record is from RefSeq and is a predicted model, not a curated record. The transcript is spliced from 11 exons.